Molecule: messenger RNA, 572 nt
Organism: Lutzomyia longipalpis
Lineage: Eukaryota; Metazoa; Arthropoda; Insecta; Diptera; Psychodidae
Product: mitochondrial import inner membrane translocase subunit Tim16-like
Exons: 2
Coding region: 63-431 (122 amino acids)
Biological process (GO): protein import into mitochondrial matrix
Cellular component (GO): TIM23 mitochondrial import inner membrane translocase complex
Source: RefSeq, a predicted model, not a curated record
CUUUCUGACAGGCGAAAAAUGUGUUCGAGAAAUUCGAGGAGAUUUAUUAUUUCAUAACAAUAAUGGCAAAGUACCUGGCGCAGAUCAUUGUUUUGGGUGUUCAAACAAUCGGAAAAGCCUUCUCGAGAGCCCUAAAGCAAGAGAUUGACUUUUCACGGCAAGCUGCGGCGCGACAGGCUUCAAGUGGUGGUGCAUCAAAGGGUGGUCAGAGUUCUGAAGCAAGAAACCUCCGGGCAGGAAUGACCCUGGAUGAGGCUCAGAAUAUCCUGAAUUUAGAAAAAUUAGAAAAGGAAUUGCUGGAGAAGAGGUAUAAACAUCUCUUUGAGGUGAAUGAUAAAGCCCGAGGGGGAUCCUUCUACAUUCAAUCGAAAGUCUUUCGUGCCCGUGAGAGGAUAGAGCAGGAAAUGAAUCAGAUGGAUCCCAAAAAAUGAUUUAGUUGUUUCCAAAGGCAAAUUAAUAAUUUCAAAUAGCUGGGUAAUUUAUUGUUAUUUUUUUCCCGUAACAAAAUCCAAGUAAAAUGCAUGUAAAAGAAAAAAUGGAAAAAAAAAGAUCCGAGCACUGGUUUGCAUCUA